GUUGAACAUUCGUCUUGGAAUCAUUCUUGGCUGAAUAAGUGAUAUUCGCAAUUGUGUUUUCAACAAUUUGACGUAGAAAUUCCAGUUUUGUAUCUGGAUGUGUCAGGGGCCUAAAUCAAGCAUUGUCAAAGAUGACAACUAUAUAUAAAUAAAUAUACAGAGCUAAUCGAUCUUGUGGCCAUGCAUUCACACACCUGCUUAGCCGCACCCACGCAGCCUUAUCUGACCGCAGCUGGCGCAAUCCUUCAUUCACCAUGAUGGCUACAGCCAACGACACGAUUAAAAAAGUUAUAUGUAUUGAGAUCUACACCGCAGCAAUCAGAGUUAUGACGUUGGAGUUUUUUCUGUUCUUCGGGUUGCUUUUAUUUAAUAGUUCUGGAAACUAAGAUUAAUUUUUUUUAAUUUGUCUGCAAAGAAACUCUCACCACGACAAUCAUCUAAAGUCAUUUCCUUAAAUCAUCUACGAAUAGGAAGAUCAUAGCAGCUAAUUCAAAAUGAUUUCACGAGUCCUAUUAAUACUCUCUCUUUUCUUCACAAUCAUCACCGCAACCUCAAUCCCAAUAUGUAUCACUGAUUCCAACACAACAACCUCUUUCAAUAUAUCUUCUCUAUCGAAAUAUACCACCCAACUCUGCACCCAAAUCGCUUCCAACAAUUUCUCAUCCACGGCUAGGAACUACAAUAUAGAUUCCAGCUCCAGCUCCAUCGUUUCGCUUGCCUUUACAUCUGCAGCCACAACUUGUCCGGGGAAUAGUUCCGCAAGCGACUGCGAAAUCGUUUAUGAUCAUCUUUUCUCUGCGUGUGGUGACAACAGUUCUUCAAUCGCGGGAUCAGGUUCCAUCGAUACAGGAUGUGGUUUGUAUAAUUUCCAACUCAUAAAUACGAAUCCGAAUACUUCGAAUUCGACAAGUGUAUCGAGUGAGAGUGGAGGUAGUAAAGUUAGUGUGGUCAGUUAUUGCACCGUCACGGGUAGUGUGCUGUUUGGAGUGGCGGCAUUGUUUGGCUGGUUUCUGUGAAGAGGGGGUUUGUUGUUGGAGUGGGAGAUGAUUGUUCGACUGCUGGAUUUAUAGGUAUAUUUGUUGUGGUUUCGGUAGAUGUGGUGGGAAAUGGUUCAGUGAGAUUUGUUGCGCUGGAUGCGAAUACAGUUCGGUUAGGAUGGGUGGUCGUGGCUAUUCCUCUUGAUUGUGAUUCAGUCUGAGGACGUAUCAAUUUCGAUUAAAAUGGUUGUUCUUGCUGCUUCCUUACAUCAAAUCCCUUGAGAUAUCAGAUUUCUUUUGUAUUUUUAUGAUUUCACGAGUGCUAUUUCUAAAGCAAUUUAUCGAGC
This is a messenger RNA of Botrytis deweyae, 1324 nucleotides long. RefSeq lists its product as uncharacterized. Bases 495 to 1016 code for a protein of 173 amino acids. The record is from RefSeq and is a predicted model, not a curated record. The transcript is spliced from 2 exons. NCBI's taxonomy places the organism in Eukaryota, Fungi, Ascomycota, Leotiomycetes, Helotiales, Sclerotiniaceae.